This is a messenger RNA of Knipowitschia caucasica, 348 nucleotides long. The record is from the annotation of a GenBank genome assembly. NCBI's taxonomy places the organism in Eukaryota, Metazoa, Chordata, Actinopteri, Gobiiformes, Gobiidae.
AUGUCUGAUUGGGAUCUUUCUGUGUACCAUAGCCUCCCUGUGUCUGCACAGAAUGCGGCCAAAGUCUUGCGAUUUGUACUUGGGGAGAAGAAAGGCGGUCCCCUCCCAAAGUGGACAAAGACACACAUUAACUCAGUUUUGCUGUUUUUUUCGCCUGCUCCCGUCCCAAAGGAUCAAACGUCUGAAGAAGACAUGAGCGCGGAGGCCUCACUGCAGCUGCUGCUUCUGCCGCUACGACACUUGUCUCCAACAGGUGCCAUGUCCGUAGGCGGACACCUCCACUGUAGUGAAUUACUGCUCUGCGUUGGUGGGAUGUUUCAGAUGGUUCCCACAGGACUCGGCCUGUGA